CGGCCGCGGCAGCAGCGGGACAAGUGCAGAGCUGCCCCCGCACAGCCCUCGCCUGCCCGCUGCGCUCUGCCCUGCGCUCAGCCAGCCCGGCUGCACCUGCACCGCCUCACUGCGCCAGCCCGGCAUGGCAGAAGGCAGGAGCGACCCCCAGCCCGGAGACCUGAUCGAGAUCGACCGGCCAGGUUACCAGCACUGGGCCCUCUACGUGGGAGAUGGUUAUGUCAUCCACCUCACAUCUGUAGAUGACGAAUCCUCAUCCCUUUGGCUUAGCAGCUCUUCAAUAGGUGCCACAAGAGGCAAGGUGAAGAAGCAGCGCCUGGAGGAAGUGGUGGGAAAUAACAGAUGGCGUGUCAACAACAAGUAUGACCGCAGACGCACUCCUCGGCCCGUGAAGGAGAUCAUCCAUGAUGCUGAGCAAUGGAUUGACAGGGAGGUGCCAUAUAAUGCGCUUACUGACAACUGUGAGCACUUUGUGACCGAGCUCCGCUAUGGAAAAGGAGUCUCUCGCCAGGCCAGAAUAGCAGCUUUUGGUGGUGUUGCAACUCUUGGAUUGGCUCCCCUUGCAAUUAUUUUUCCUGUUGUUGGUGCUGUUACUGCGGUUGGUGCUGCUGCUGUUGCUGGUGUUUCUGGUGUUGUUCGGAUGGCGUUUUCCGGGGGCAAAUCCAAGCGGUCAUACCACUGAUGGGCUGCCAGGAAGAGCUCAGAGCAAGGCAGGGAGAGCUCCUGGCCACAGUGGUCACGGCUCAGCUUUUGCUACACACGCCAUUGUCGCUAUGGGACACGAAAUAAAACGACGCGUACACGCAACUCUCCAAGGUAAAAAAGAGGGUGUUUAAUUUCUGACUCCAACUUUUAUAGAUUUCCAAAAGGGACAUUCCAAUGACACUGGACAAACCAAGAGUCCGUCAAAUUUCUCCUCCUCCAUGAAAGAAUGCAGAACAAUACGUUAUUGGCAAAAAGUGCUAGACAAAGUUCGUUACAAGAAUGUUAACAUCAGAAGGCUUAGAAAAACUACAAAAAGCAGGGCAAAACACCAUCAAGGGUUCUUAGCAACUAUGCCACCCUUGCUGCAAACAUUAAAUAAGCCUUCAUAAAAUGUCUGAUGUCCACACUCAUAUUUCCCUGAAAUUCUUAUUUAUUUAUUUGAGUAUAGCUUUGUUUGCAAGUUUAAAAAUUCAGCCUUGUUUCUCCCUGCCAUCCCAGUAAGGGAUAGCAAGUCCAGAUUGUCACCAUUCAAGGUGAUCCCCAGCAGGUCCAUCCUGCUUGCCUCAUGAGUUUUUAUUUUAUUGUGUGUGAUGGUUUUUGUGGUAAUCUGGGAGAAAUUGUAAGCAAGUUAUCCAUUCCUUCCCCAUCCCACACACCUCCCCUCGAGUGCUUUGCCGAGCGCUGCUGCAGACUUUUCUUCCUGAUUUGAUCAUCUAGCUCCUAGAGGCUCGUUUUGUGUAUCACUGCAAUAAAAAGGACUGCUGAGGUUUGA
Messenger RNA from Melospiza melodia melodia, 1477 nucleotides. RefSeq names its product phospholipase A and acyltransferase 1-like. Lineage: Eukaryota; Metazoa; Chordata; Aves; Passeriformes; Passerellidae. The transcript is spliced from 4 exons. Gene Ontology annotation, molecular function: A2-type glycerophospholipase activity; glycerophospholipid phospholipase A1 activity. Gene Ontology annotation, cellular component: cytoplasm. Gene Ontology annotation, biological process: N-acylphosphatidylethanolamine metabolic process. The record is from RefSeq and is a predicted model, not a curated record. Bases 125 to 682 code for a protein of 185 amino acids.